Molecule: messenger RNA, 13958 nt
Organism: Dreissena polymorpha
Lineage: Eukaryota; Metazoa; Mollusca; Bivalvia; Myida; Dreissenidae
Product: E3 ubiquitin-protein ligase HERC2-like
Exons: 64
Coding region: 164-11908 (3914 amino acids)
Biological process (GO): protein ubiquitination
Molecular function (GO): zinc ion binding; ubiquitin-protein transferase activity
Source: RefSeq, a predicted model, not a curated record
GAGCUUGGAUUCCGGAGUUCCAGUGCAGAUCGAACCCCGUCCUGAAGGGGAGGAUGCCAGCGCCACCAUACCCCUACUGCAGCUCAUUGAACAGUUACUGAGGAACUCAUGCCUGCACACCCAGCUGCUGCUCCAUAACCUGGCCCGUGAUGGUGUGGUCAAGAUGGAGGAUGCGGUGGUGCGUGACUCCUCCCCCAGCCUUGACCUGCUCCUACAGUUCCAGAGGCUGCUGGUAGCCAGAAUGUUCCCCAAACAGGGCUUCCUCACUGUGCCUUCAGAUCUCGAUUCUGAGUUGCUCGGCUGUGGAUCCCUGCUGAGGAAGUACAUAGGGCUACUGUGUAACCAUGUGACUGACAUACUGCCGCUGGGCUCAAGUCUGGCCUCCAACAGUGGCAAGCACUUCUCUCUUGUGUCCAGGAUUAUCACGAGCGAUGUCACAGGGGUGUUACUGCCGGAGCUGUUGACCUGCCUAGUGCUGCUGCAGCUGAAAAGUCCGGUUGUCGUGGAGACGGCUGGUGCGGUUCCCGUCUUGGAGCAGAUACUGGACAUCCUGGACAAGUUCAACACGCUGGCUCCUGGCCUAUAUAGGGAGGAGAAGGAGGACCUGGCGUGGCCCGGCGUAUGGAGUCAGAACAGUGACAAGGUGUCCCACAAGUCUCCAGAGGAUGUUCAGGUGAUCCGCAGAGCUGACCUUGAGAACCACAACAAGGAUGGGGGCAUGUGGAUCGUCCUGCAUGGCAAGGUCUAUGACAUCCAGGACUUCAAGACAAAGGCCCCAUGUGGCUGGGAAGUGCUGACAGCAUCGGCAGGCCUAGACGCCACAGUGGCAUUUGAGAACGCCCACCACUCCCUGGAGGCGCGAGAGAUGAUGCAGGCUUUCUAUGUGGGACAGUAUGUCGAGCCUGACAAGGACAUCAUACAGCUAACUGACACGAGCAACGCCUCGUCCCCCCUGAUGGACACCGAGCGAACCCUGAGCCUCCUUCUGGGCCUGCAUGCCUCCCACCUGGCGCGCUCCACCCCGCUGUCUGGAGAGGAGACAGACUGCAGUCACUGGCUAGAGUCAGACUUCUUCCGUGGAGGGCUGCAGGUGCUUCAGUCACUGAGGAAUCCAUUCGAGGAGGAGAAGGGGGAGAGCAGGUCGUCCAGUGUAACCACCACCCCGGGCACAGGUGGAGGUAUGCAGGCGUCAUCUGAGAUCACGCCCACCAGCCACACUGAGAAGGAGGUCCUGUUUGACCGACAGAAUUCGCUACCGGACGCCUCAAGAACCUUCCUGGUGGCUCUGGCAGAGGGCCGCAGUCAGGACCCUGCGGUGAAGGCGUUCCUUGCCAUGAGUGAGCGGUACUCGAGGCAACACAACAUCUCCCUGCCUGGAAGCUUCACUGCUGAUCAUCCGGUCGAGGAAGUUGGAAGACUAUUGCUAGCCCUGCUGAUCAAGCACCUCGACCUGGGUCACGUGGUGUUGGGGCUGGUUGACCCCACAACCCAGGCCGGAGACAUCACCAAGCAGACCCUGCCCCGCUCCAUCAUAGAGCUGCUAAGGGUUGUUGGUCAGGUCAAACGAGCGCUCAUUAAGGCCCAUCAAGACCAGGCUGGGUCCUACAAGGAAGUGUGCACUCCAGUCAUUGAACGAUGUCACUUCCUGUUCAAAGAGCUCAGGUCGGCGAUGCGCAACAACAUGAAUGACCUGAACAACUCACGUCUGCUGCACUCGACCUCCAGAUGGGACAUUGCCAUCAACUCUGUCCUGGAAAACAUCAGGAAGCAAAAAGCUGCUGUUAAGGCUUCUGGCACAGCAGGUGGCACAGAUUCUACAGCUGAUAAGCCUCGACAGGCGGGGCAGUUUGGAGCAGUCAAAGGCCAAGAUGUCGGCCAAUCAGAGGCGUCGGCUGGUCAGAUGGGUGGAGCCUCCGCUGGUGACAGGCAGGCAGGGGCAGAGUCAGGUGUCAAGGUUUACGGGAAGGGGGAGGUCCCCACCAUUGAGGAGGAGUGGUCAGAUAGUGGAGUGCAGGACGCCAGGGAGAAACUCACGCUGGAAAACAUGGACACCAAGUCACAUUCCAGGAGAAAGCAUGGCAAAUAUAAGAAGAAAGAGUCCCUGGAACAACUGUCUAAGGAAAUUGCCAGCGCCAACAGACUGAAUUGGUUGAAGCAGCGAAUGACGGGCAGUAGAGACCGGGCCGACAUGCCUCUCGUGAACAAGAUUGUGGAGUUUGUGAUGAACAAGGAUCACAUUGAUAUCGAGAAGUUGAGGAAAUCACUUUACCACCAGGUCCACCGAGCUGAGAACCGCCUGAAGGGGAUCCAGAUGAUGCUGUCGCUGGUACACAAGGAGCACCUCGUCUCCUCGGUGAAGUACAACCUGCUCUGUGGCUGGCAGGGACUGCUCACCAUGGGACACAGGAUCUGCAAGCCGAUGCCCCAUUGUCUGACGGACAUUCCUCUUAUCCCCCCAUGUGACCGCAUCCUGCUGCAGAUGACUUUCUCUGAGCUGUUCAGAUGGUCCAUCACACAGCUGCGACAGUACAUCCACCAGGUCGACAUGACCUUCAAGGCAAGAGGAGUUAACCCCAUGAUGCCCAACUUUAACAGCAAGGACAAUACAAAGGAGAAGCUUAAGAUUGGAAUGCUGCCCCAGGCGCGGUUCAUCCUGGCCCACCUCGGCUUGCUGGUGUCCUCUCACCAGGGCAACAGCCUCAGCCUGCUCAUGAACAACGGGCUCCUAGCUCUCACCCAGAGCAUCCUCAGGCUCAUUGGUCCCGACCCUGACCGUCCGGUACAUGAGAUGGCCCCAAGCAUCUGUGCGAUACUGGAGGAUCAGAGGCACAAGAAGCAGUCAGCCCCCGCCCCCCUGUCGGGACCAGAGUUGGCUGCACUCAUGAAGGUCGGCAGUCGUGUUGUACGCGGGCAGGACUGGAAAUGGGGAGACCAGGACGGUCCCCCACCAAGCCUUGGCCGUGUGGUUGGAGAGCUGGGUAACGAUGGGUGGAUACGUAUCCAGUGGGACUCUGGCAGCACUAACAGCUACAGGAUGGGCAAGGAGGGCAAGUAUGACCUCAAGUUGGCCGACCCACCGGAGCUGCCGGAGAAUGAGGAGGAGGAGGAGGAGGACAAAACAACAACCAAAGAGUCAGUGAAGACUGACAUCUGCAAGGAUCCCACAGUGUUGGUGAGGAAAGAGACAUUGAACCUGCUGAGAACGGUAUCCAUAGCGACUGGGCUGUUCUCGGAGACGACUCAAAAAGAGGCUGUGUCGGCUCUGUGUGGACUGAUGAGGAACAUAGUGGACUGCGGCUGUAACUAUGGACUCAACAUCAACACGGCGUCAAUUCAGAUUGCCUGUGAGCAGCACUACAGCUGGUGCAGUCUGGGAUUCCUGCGUAGCAUCGCCACGGACAAGACCAUCUGUCACGCCAUGUCCUCACAUCGCUGGGUUGACCUCCUGUUGAAAAUCCUCGAGGAGGGCAAGGCUCAUAAGCAGGCCAACGUGUCCAAAGAGAUACUGACCAUCAAGCUGCUGUCGAGAGUGCUUCCCUCCUGGACCACUGAUACGGACAUUUCCCGCGUGAAAACCAUCGUGAACAGACUUCUCAACCUGCUAGGGAGCAUACUGGUCUCCUGUACUGCAGACCCAACCCUUCUCUCCAACGAUGAUGACACACCGAGACGCCGGCAGAAAGCCCCAGUCUCACUGACUGCCUCCUACACCAGCACAAUAGCAGAGGAACUGGUUCAGUUGCUACGGAAACUGCACACCCUGGAAACAUGGAAUAUCUCCAUCAAUGAAUAUCUGGUCAAACACAUGAAGACUGUGCCAAAUAUUCUGCUGGACCAGGUCACAGUGAUUAAGAAUGACCCUAGCUAUCAGAUAGACGAGGGUUCUGUGCUGGCGAUGAUGGCCAUCAUUGGAGGGGUGGAUGGUCGCCCGCGUUUAGGCGGCCAUGUUAUAGUUGAGGACCAGGGGGAGGGGAUGAUCUCCCGUAUCACUCCUAUGGGCAAGAUACUGAUACAGAUGGAGGAGGGCAUUGUGACUGUCAGCAAACUCAGCUCCCUCACUCCGGUUCCUGGCCUGGAGUUUGAUGUGGCCCACAUGCCGCUGACAGGAGAUGUGAUCCGUAUGUGGGGUACCAUCCUGUCCCUAGCAUGUCACAACUUCCGCCAGGAGAGAGACGGUAGGGACUCGGACAGAGCUCCCCUGGCUGCAAGCACCACCACCAUGGACUCUGAAGUUCACAAGGUGGACAUGCUGGAGCUUGGCAAGCAGCAGGUGAAGCUGGGCCUCCUGCGGUCCUCGCGAGUCCUUCUAAAGCACCAGCACAUCCUGCGUAAGAUUGUCUCCCAGAGCCUCAUUCCUGAGGUGGCCAAUCGUGAGGCAGAGGCCCGAACAGAGGAGGAGCCUGUACCAGAGAGCCCGGGACUCAUUCUGCAGCAGAUCCUGGUGUCUGCCACCCAGGCCUCGCCUCUCAAGGCAAUCUUCACUAGAGAGGAAAUGGAGGCUGCCUGUCUGUCCGUGAGCCAAUACCUGACAGCGGCCAGGGACCUGUAUGGAGAGGAGGAGGAGAUUGAAGAAUCUGACACCGAGAUGGAACCCCCCAUCCUCGUGCUACAUUCUGACACAUCCUCAGAGCCAGUUGUCAUGGAGACCAACCAGCCUGCGCAGGUCCCCACAGUGCUGGGAAAACCGAGGAUGAAAAAGACUCGUCAAGAGAUUCUGCCCCCUCUGCCAGAGGUCAUGCGUAUCAUGGAAAUGGGGUUCCAGAGGAGACAAGUGGAAUAUGCCAUCAAAGCCCUGGGCCACUCCGGCGGUGCUACUGACAUGCCUGCGGCCAACACUGUGGUCAACUGGCUUCUAGAGCACAUAGAGUCCCUGCCUAUGGAUCAGUCCUCGGACUCUCAGAGUGACUCGUCUGUGGACUACGACACAGAUACGGACUCCACAUCCGAGUUUGAGGAGUUGGACACUUCUGGAGAGAUGCUUAUGUCAAUGAUGGGCAGUGGAAGCACAGAUGCUGUUGGCCCAGCCCAGAUAUUCAAGGGUCGUCAUGAUUUUGCAAGGGACGAGGACUAUGCAAUGUACGUGAGGGACAACAUCCAGCUGGGCAUGAUGGUGCGGUGUUGUCAUGGUUACGAGGAGGUUCACGAGGGAGACAUUGGCAAAGUGGUCAAGCUGGACCGAGAUGGUCUACAGGACCUUAACAUCCAGGCUGACUGGCAGGUGAAGGGAGGCACAUACUGGGUCCGCUAUGUGCAUGUCCAGAUACAGGGAUUCCCUACCACAGUAUCUAACAUCAAGGUGGGAGACAAGGUUCGUGUGAAACCCAGUGUGGUGACCCCCACCUACAAGUGGGGCUCUGUGACCCACCGCAGCGUGGGCACGGUGUCCAGCAUUCUGUCCAACGGGCGAGACAUUAUCGUGGAAUUCCCCCAGCAAGCCCACUGGACUGGCAUGGUGGAGGAGAUGGAGCUGGUACCCAGCACACACUCUGGAGUCGGGUGUGACGGCUGUGAGAUGCUGCCUAUAGUGGGGGUACGCUACAAGUGCAGGGUAUGCACGGACUACAACUUCUGUGAGAACUGCUUCAAAACCAAGAAGCACAUCCAUCAGUUCAACCGCAUUGUGGAGCCAGGCACCCCUGCCACCCCUGCUGGUAAGCCUGGCAAGCAGAAGAAGCGUCCGCUGUACCCUGCGAGUGGUGCCCUCCUGGAGGACUGGCAGAUGUGCGUGAAGAACCUCACGGUCUCCUCCAGGGAGAACCAGGCACUGAAACUGCUCGAAGGAAAUGCCGGGCACUGGCAGAGUGCUGGCUCUCAGGGCAAGCACUGGAUUCGACUAGAGAUGAUGCCAGACAUCCUUGUAAAUCGUCUGACGAUGCGUGUGGAGCCAUCAGACUCGAGCUACAUGCCCUCCCUGGUUGUGGUGAGCGGCGGGGAGACGAUACACGGACUGAAGGAGAUUCGGACCAUCAACAUUGGCUCCUCUGACUCCGUCGUCACACUUCUACAGGAAAUCCCUGAUUACUACCACUUCAUUGAGAUUGCAAUAAAGCAGUGUAGACAGAGCGGCAUUGACUGUAAGAUCCAUGGCCUCUCAUUGAUUGGUCGGUUCCGCUCGGAUGACGAUAGUGCGGCCGGAUUCAUGUUCCUGGCCUCAGACCGUGAGGAAGAAGACAGCCAGAAUGUGCCCACACCAAUGGUCAAGGCCGCCAAGGGUGGUGCCAAGGAUGUGCAGACUUAUGUGUUCACCUGGGGCCUCAAUGACAAAGACCAGCUGGGUGGACCUAAAGGCUCAAAGAUCAAGUUACCGAUACUGAAUGAUACCCUAUCCAGUCUAAAGUGUGUGCAGAUUAAUGGAGGAUCCAAGUCCCUCUUCUGUGUGAGCCAGGAUGGGAAGGUGUAUGCUUGUGGUGAGGCGACCAAUGGGAGACUGGGCCUGGGGGUCAGUACGGGUACAGUGUCUGUCCCCCGACAGCUAGUCUCACUCAGUCAGUAUGUCAUCAAGAAAGUGGCAGUGCACUCAGGGGGCAGACAUGCCCUGGCCCUGACAGUGGAUGGCAAGGUGUUCUCAUGGGGAGAGGGAGACGAUGGCAAGCUGGGGCACUCCAGUAGAACCAACUGUGAUAAACCGAAGCUAAUUGAAGCCCUGAAGAAUAAACGUGUGAGGGACAUUGCUUGUGGCAGCUCACACAGUGCGGCCAUCACGUCCAAUGGUGACCUGUACACGUGGGGACUUGGGGAGUAUGGCAGACUGGGGCACGGGGAUAACAACUCCCAGAUCAAACCAAAACAGGUGACAGAGUUGGCAGGUCAGCGGGUGAUCCAGGUAGCAUGUGGUAGCAGGGACGCCCAGACACUGGCCCUCACUGACGAUGGUGUUGUGUACUCAUGGGGGGACGGAGACUUUGGCAAACUGGGGCGGGGCGGCAGUGAGGGAUGUAAUGUACCCAGAGAGGUGGACAGACUGCGUGGCCAAGGUGUGGUACAGAUAGAGUGUGGAGCCCAGUUCUCUCUGGCUAGAACACUCGUUGGACAGGUGUGGACUUGGGGCAAAGGUGACUAUUUCCGGCUGGGUAAUGGUACGGAUGCCCAUGUACGUCGCCCCACUCUGGUUGAUGGGCUGGUGGGUAAGAAGAUCAUCCAUGUAGCUGUGGGAGCACUGCACUGCCUCGCAGUCACAGAGACAGGCCAGGUGUACGCCUGGGGUGACAAUGACCAUGGCCAGCAAGGUAAUGGUACAACGACAGUCAACCGCAAACCUGCCCUCGUUCAUGGCCUGGAAGGUCACAAGAUCACCAAGGUCGCAUGCGGCUCUUCCCACUCCAUUGCCUGGGCAACCACUGACCUUUCUGCACCUAUAACCCAUGAACCAGUACUCUUUUCAUCGUCAAGGGACCCACUUGGAGCUUCAGACCUGGGUCUAGUAGAGAGUAACAAUGAAGACCCUACCUCCGUCACGGCUCCGUCCUCUAUGUGCAAGAUGCCACGCCCCUCUCUGGCCAAGGUCAUUCUUUCCCAGGAGACCGACUACGGCAAACAGAUAGCACUCUCCAAUGUACUACAGUCGUUACAGAUCAUGUAUGCCAGAGACGCAGUGGUGAGCCUCUUACAGAAGGAGAUGGCAGUUCAGCACACCUCCACCUCCCAGAGCAUGUCCACGUCCCAGGGUCAGCCUGCACACAGUGCCAUGCCCCUCCCCGCCCUCGAGGGGUCCAUGGUUGCCUCCACCUCCACUCUGCCCCCCGAGGGACCCCUAGGGGCCGUAGUGGACCACACAGACAUCAACCUGGCCAUACUGGAGGCUUCAAACGAGGCUCCUGCCACAGAAGAUUUUUCCCCGUUUCCCAGCAUGCAUGAGCUGGCAUCCAAGUCCAAGGUUGCGAGCAUCAUGGCAGAGACAUUCACCACUCCGGAGGAUGUGACCAAUACACCUGAGGAAACUAGCCAGAUGUCAUCCACAUCAGAUCAUAAACUUUUAACCUUAGGUCUGGAUGAGUUUACUCGUAAACUUACCCCGGACGAUGCACGCAUCCUUGUCGACCUCCUGAAACUCUCGGUGGCUGGUCGAGUCGGGGUAAAAGGUCGGGAAACGUUAUCAGAGGUCCUCACAAGCCUAGCCAAGCUCAACUCUGCAGUGGCAGAAAUGCUUCUGGAGUUGUGUGUGACUGAGUUGGAGGACGUGGCAGCCGAUCAGAACUCGGGACGCAACCUCGCAAUGCCUGUCGUGCAGGAGAGUCCACAUCCAUACACGGAUGACACAUCAUUGGCUGGACAUGUGAAAAUACCAGGGGCAAAGUCUCUGAGGAUUGAGUUUGAUCGACGCUGUUCAACUGAGAGACGACAUGACCCACUCACAAUCAUGGACAGAUCGGGCAGGAACUUCACUAUCAGAUCAGGAAGGGAAUGGUCGGACUGGUAUCAAGAACUGCGUAUCCAAGGUGAUGAAAUACGCUGGAAGUUCAUGAGUGAUGGCUCGGUCAACGGCUGGGGCUGGCUGUUCACGGUAUAUCCCAUCAUGCCCGCAGCUGCCCCUGUGGACGUUUUGUCGGACCGCACAGUGCUCUCGCGACCUUCCAUUGACCUCGUGACCUGCCUGCUGGGGUUCAAACUAGAGAUGGACCUGGAGCGAAACAUCAUGGCGCGACUUGCCGGCUCCCUCGCAGCCUGCGCUCAACUUAGCAGUCUCAAUGCCUCCCAGAGGAUGUGGGCCCUUCAGAAGUUGCGUCGUUUGAUCAGUGUGAACUUUGACCAGUCAUUCAACAUCAAUGACCUCCUUGCCUCCCCCCAGCCAGACACAUCGGACCAGGAGCUGUCCAGGCAGUUUUCUGUGCCUCUAUCUGGUACAGCCCUUGCCUCCCUUGUGAAGGGGCUUCCGGAGGCCCUUCAGAGACAGUACGAGUAUGAGGACCCUAUCAUGCGCAGUGGCAAACACCUCAUGCACAGCCCUUUCUUCAAGGUGCUGGUAGCCUUAGCCUGUGACCUUGGCCUGGAUUCCCUCCCCUGUUGCACAGACCUCGCCCACAAGUGGUCCUGGUUCAAACGCUACUGUAUGGCCUCUCGAGUUGUCAACACUAUCGCCAAACGGGAACCUUUGCCUGAACAGUUUGUUGAGGAAAUCUCCAAAAAGAUUCAGGACAUUGGUGAUGAAGGGGAGGUAGUGUCAGGCGACUAUGCAAAUCAUGAUGUCUUUAAACAAGAACACGAUGAACAGCUGCUAUUGUGGAUGAACAGGAAACCAGAAGACUGGACCCUGUCCUGGGGAGGCAGUGGUCAGAUCUGGGGCUGGGGUCACAACCACAGGGGUCAGCUGGGCGGGGUUGAGGGGGCAAAGGUCAAACUGCCUGUCAGUUGUGAGAGUCUGUCAGCGCUGCGCCCAAUACAACUGGUGGGUGGGGAACAGACACUGUUUGCUGUCACUGGAGAAGGGAAGGUGUACGCCACAGGCUACGGUGCAGGUGGCAGGCUGGGAGUAGGCGGUACAGAGUCCAUAACGUCUCCUACCCUACUUGAGUCCAUACAGCAUGUGUUCAUCAAGAAGAUUGCGGUGAACUCUGGGGGCAAGCACUGCCUCGCCCUGUCUGCGGAAGGGGAGGUGUACUCCUGGGGGGAGGGGGAGGACGGCAAACUGGGACACGGCAACAGGAGUCCAUGUGACCGCCCUCGUGUGAUAGAGUGUCUGCGAGGUAAGGAGGUGGUGCACAUAGCAGCAGGGGGCGCUCACAGCGCCUGUAUCACCUCCACGGGAGAGCUGUACACCUGGGGCAAGGGUCGCUAUGGGCGACUGGGACACGGCGACAGUGAGGACCAGUCCAGACCCAAACUGGUUGAAGCCCUGAAGGACCAAAAGGUGUUAGAUGUGGCCUGUGGCAGUGGGGAUGCUCAGACUCUCUGUAUCACCGAGACCGACUGUGUUUGGUCCUGGGGAGAUGGAGACUACGGGAAACUAGGUCGUGGUGGCAGUGAUGGUGUGAAGGUGCCCUUCAAGAUCGACUCCCUACAGGAGCUGGGGGUGAUGAAGGUGGAGUGUGGAUCACAGUUCUCUGUGGCCCUUACCAAGUCUGGGGCUGUCUACACUUGGGGUAAAGGAGACUACCACAGACUGGGUCACGGCACAGACGACCAUGUGCGUCGCCCGAGACGAGUGUCUGCCCUGCAAGGCAAGAAGGUCAUCGACAUAGCAUGUGGCUCCCUGCACUGUGUGGCCUGUACAGACACAGGUGAGGUCUUCUCAUGGGGAGAUAACGACGAAGGGCAGCUUGGAGACAGCACUACCAACGCCAUUCAGCGACCACGGCCGGUCACAGCCCUACAGGGCAAGAAGAUUAACAGAGUGGCCUGUGGUUCAGCGCACAGUCUGGCAUGGUCUACCAACAAACCAGUCAGCGCUGGUAAGUUGCCCACGGUGAUCCCUAUGGAGUACAACCACCUGCAGUCCAUUGCCAUAACGACGCUGCGUAACAGACUGGUCCUCCUGCACCACUUCUCGGAUCUGUUCUGUUCUUCGGUUUCCAUGUUUGACCUGCAAGAGUCUGGGCCGGAAAAAGACAAGUGGGAGAUGACCAGUGGACUGGACAAGCUGCGAGGGGUCAUCGUGUCAAACUCUAAGGAAACAGCCUUCAGAAAGGUUGUUCAGGCCACCAUGGUGAGAGACAAGCAGCACGGUCCUGUCCUGGAGCUCAACCGUAUCCAGGUGAAGCGCGCACGGGCCAAGGGAGGUCUGGCCGGACCAGAGGGCAUCAAGUCAGUCUUCGGUCAGAUGUCACAGCAUAUUGGGGUGUUUGGCACAGACUCCUUGAUGCUUCCACACAGGGUCUGGAAAGUCAAGUUUGUUGGCGAGAGUGUGGAUGACUGCGGUGGUGGCUACAGUGAGAGUAUCGCUGAGAUGUGUGACGAGCUUCAGAACGGUUCCCUGUCCAUACUGAUAGUCACGCCUAAUGGCCGUGAUGAGUCGGGGGCCAAUAGGGAUUGCUACCUCCUCAACCCCAUGCUGUCCUCACCACUGCAUCAGAACAUGUUCAAGUUCCUAGGUAUGUUGAUCGGCAUAGCUAUCCGUACUGGUAGCCCCCUGAGCAUCACGUUGGCAGAGACGGUGUGGAAACAGCUGGCUGGUAUGCCUCUCACCAUCAGUGACCUCACAGAGAUUGACAAGGACUUUGUGCCUGGUCUGAUGUGUAUCAAGGAGAUGUUAGAGCCAGAUCUGAUCCACGCAGACAUGCCCUUUAGUAUCCCCAGCUCCACCGGCCAGGAGAUCCACCUCAGUAACAACCACAACAAGAUCACUGUAACCAACCGGUCCGAGUACAUACGCUUGGCCAUGGAGUACAGACUGGAAGAGUUUGAUGAACAAGUGUGCUGGGUGCGGGAGGGCAUCAGCAAGGUGAUACCUGUCCCUCUGCUGUCCCUCUUCACUGGACUGGAGCUGGAAACCAUGGUGUGUGGCAGUCCAGAUAUUCCCCUGACCCUGCUCAAGUCUGUGGCCACAUACAAGGGUGUGGAUGUGGGGGCCCCGCUCGUGCAGUGGUUCUGGGAGGUCAUGGAGGAACUCUCAAAUACAGAGAGGUCCCUCUUCCUGAGGUUUGUCUGGGGUCGCACUCGCCUGCCCAGGACCAUCGCAGACUUCAGGGGACGUGAUUUUGUGCUCCAGGUGCUGGACAAGUACCACCCAGCAGACCACUUCCUGCCAGAGAGCUACACAUGUUUCUUCCUACUGAAGAUGCCGCGCUACUCCUGCAAGCCCGUCCUCAAGGAGAAGCUCAAGUACGCGAUCCACUUCUGCAAGUCCAUCGACACGGACGACUACGCGCGCGUUGCCCUCACCGGAGAGGAGGAGUCAACGCCCGAGGCCAGUGACGACUCUGAUGAUGACGCCCAGUCAUAUUCGGAUGGAGAAAUUUCGGAUGGCAGCGUCUGAACAGCUUAACAAAAUUAUAGUUGAUGCUUUAGAUGCUAUUAGAACGUGUUGGUUUUAUUUACAGUUGUGUGCACAACUUUUUGAACAAUUUCGAAUGGUCAAUCACCUAUGUAGAACUAGUUUUAAAUUUAAUUUAGAAAUAUGGCAACAAAAGAUGAAAAUAUGUUAGGUGUGCAUGUGUUUGAUAAGUAGCUUAUUGUCAUCUAUGUCAAGCAGUGUUCACUGCUAUAUUCUGCAUUGUGCCAGUUUUCUUUACUUACUAUAUGAAUGUUAUAAGCUUUGAUGUGUUAACUGAAUGUAAAAAGUUAUUUUUUUAUCAUUUAAUCAAGGACAAUUGGUUUAGCCAUGUUGUUUUGAUCUAAUGAUGGUGUGUUUCUGAACAUUAGCGGCUUCAGCUUGUUCUCUUAUUUUCCGGUGCUGUCCUUUUGUUAUAUUUGUGGUUUUCUUUUAAUUGUGAUUGUGUACAUGAAAAAGUAGUUCCUUACAUUUGUUUUUCAAAAACUGUAAUUGGGGCAUUGAUUGAUUUUCUCAUGUUGUAAGAGUUUUGUGAUAUGUUAUUCUUCCAAUAGUUUAUGUAAAUUAUUUUUUAAGGUGCAUUUUUAUACCAAAGUUUAUCAGUUGCACUUAAAUAAUUUUCAUAAUAUAUAUUGCUGAUAGUGAGAUCAUAAUUGCUCUAUUCCUAUUUCAGUAUUGAAACACAUGUGUGAGUUUGAUGAGCAACAAGCAGGGUUGGUAUACACAAAACUCCUACGGGAAACCUAGUUGUACUUAAAUGAACAUUUCAAGUUGAUGGUGUUGUAAAACAUUUUUAGAACUCAAUAUGCAAUAACCCUUUCCCACUCAGAAGCAAAGUGAAAAUGGCUAUGUGCUAAAAGGAUAAAACCAGAACAGGAUUUAUGCUGUUUGCUGCUCAUCAAUAUCGAACGGUUGGAAAUGAAGCCUUUAAAACUUGAAUCUAGUAAGAAAGGUUUUCAAUUAAAUUUAACUUUCUAAGGAACCACAAAUGCGACAAAAUACGUAUCUAAAUGGUUAAGGGUUAAUCAAAGAUUUGAGACAACUUUCAUGAACUUAGGAUCUGUCUUGAAGUCUAUAAUUCUCUAAAUUAAUUAUGAGUUCUGCAUGUGCCUAAAGUAUAGUCAGAUUCACCUGUACAGAAAUCAAGGACAACACUUUCGGCUUCUAUGGAAUUCUUUCUUUAACUAGAAGUCACAUCUAAAUGAAAAUUCAGUCAGGCAGAACGUGUUGUCUCUGAUUAGCCUUGUGGGUAUUGCUAAUAUGGCACGAUAUUCUUUUCAUAUGCGUUAAGCCCGGUUUUCCAAUACUGCGGUUUGUAUAUGUAUAUAUUGUAAUGAGCUUUAAAAUCAUGUUCACUUGAUCAUAUUGUAUCCUACUGUUUUGUGAACCCUGUCUUUAUUAUUAAUUUUGCUUUAGUGUGUGAAUAGUUAUUAUUUAUUCUGAAUCUUUUUUUCAAAUUGAAGAAUAAACAUUUUGAUAAGUUCUGUGUAUAUGGUGUUCAUAUAUACGUGUGAGUACAUUGAUUCAGUAUAUUUAUGUAAGAAAGGUAUAUGAAUGUGCUGAAGUUUUCCAUUCUAAGCCAUCACCACAAAUUAUAUUGAAUUUCCCAUAAUUAUUCUAAGAGGUCAUUUUUGUAUCUUGUUUAUUUGUACACUACAUAAUUUGGAAGCAUACAAGAACAAAACCAAAGUAUCUCCCAUCAUGUAUGUAUACUAAGCAGUCACAAAUGGUUGCUUGAAUGAUAUUUCAGAAUUAAUUGAUGUUUUGAGCACAGUAUUUUAACAUUCCAUUGCAAAGUUUAUAUUUAUGGGCAAACUGCUUGCGGAUUGGAUAUUUGAAUCUUGUAGAUAUUUAUACAAGCUUCUCAUGGGGCAGUUAGAGUGAAGACCUGUAGCCAUAUUUUUGGAUUUCAGGUUGUUAGCUGAUACAAUAUUUUCGUGAUAAACAAUAUUUCUGCUUUGCUUAGUGACAUUCUUUUUGCCAUGUUUUGUUUCGUUGAAGACAUUAUGCUGAAUAAAGAUCAAUGUAAGCAGUU